This is a messenger RNA of Penicillium longicatenatum, 1332 nucleotides long. Its product is annotated as Spo7-like protein. The transcript has a single exon. The coding region runs from base 1 to 1332 and encodes 443 amino acids. The record is from RefSeq and is a predicted model, not a curated record. Gene Ontology annotation, molecular function: protein phosphatase regulator activity; phosphoprotein phosphatase activity. Gene Ontology annotation, cellular component: Nem1-Spo7 phosphatase complex. Gene Ontology annotation, biological process: nuclear envelope organization. NCBI's taxonomy places the organism in Eukaryota, Fungi, Ascomycota, Eurotiomycetes, Eurotiales, Aspergillaceae.
AUGACAACUUCCUUGGACCAGCUCGUCAAGGGCGCUCCAGUGCCUGAAGCCCGCGCCCCAACACCCGAGCCAUUGACUUCUACACAUGCUUCUUCCUCGCCACGGCCCUCAACCCCAGAUCCACUAGCCUCUCUCCCCUCUUCGCCACCCCAGAUCUACUUAAAUCUUUUGAUUCUCGAAGCGUCGCUCCGCGCACAGUACCUAGCUCUGCGCGAACGCCGCCGCCAAAACACGUUCUUCCUGCUACUCCUAGCAGCUUGGAUUGCCUACUUUGUAUAUGCACUGUUCCUCCGCCCUCGAGAAGAUGGCCGCGGAGUGGGUGGCUCGGUAUAUUGGGUAGUGGAGAUGGGAGAAAAGGUCGCCCUGCUUGGUGGGGUGGUGACCGCGUUGUUAGUAUGGGGAACAGGGCAGUGGGAACGUGGAAUACGCUGGCCACGACGAUGGCUUGCUGUUGCCAACCGCGGCCUACGCAACAUGAAUACUAAGAUCAUCGUGAUACGUGGGCCUUGGUGGCAAGAACUGCUGUCCUACGUCUCAUUCUUGUUCCCUUUCUCUGCACCCUUCUUCCCCUCACCUACUGGGAACUUUCAUUUUGUUGAACGCCAUCCCUCUGAAAAGCGCGGUAGUCGGCAGCACUACCAGCAAUACUACAACGGUGGUGACAGCGAGUCAGGCUUAGUGGAGGAAGACCUCAGUGCUGGUGGUGACUAUAUCCGCCUUUUGCUACUGCCUAAAUCGUUCUCCCCGGAAUUCCGUGAGAAUUGGGACGACUAUCGCACCGAUUUUUGGGAGAAAGAGAAUGAGCGCCGAACUCAACUCCGUCAUAAGUUGCGCGAGCGCGAGCGCCAGCUUGCUCAGGCCGAAGGUGGAUGGUUUUGGCGAAUUGGACUGGGCUGGCGCGCUUCGCAGCGCCGCCGUCUAGUCGCAGCGACCCUGCACCGGUCUCUUGAUGCAGAACCCAAAAUACGACACCAACAUCAAUCAUCCGUCUCGUCGCGACUCAACCAGGACCACCGCGCAUCUUCUCGCCGCCCUGAAUCUACCCAUUCCCGCACCUCGUCUUGCAGCCCCACUCCCGAGGACCGACCACCGUCCCGCUCUGGAUCCGGUCGUCCCCGCCGCGGAAGCACCACCCCAUCUAUAUCUGGCGCUGAGCAAAGCCCUCAGCAGCGGAAGCGAAAGGGCUCCAGGGCAUCACGGCGUGGCCCAUCGCCUCUCACACAGGCACAGGCCCGAGAGGGCGUGCGGAUGCCAUCGUUCUCUUCUGACGAUUCGGGUAUCACACCUAUGACUGAGAUUGAAAAAGACAUUAUACCAACUUCUGUAUCUUAA